UCGGCUGUCUGCGCUGCGGAGAGGGGUGUGAGGAGGCUCAGCUCUGCUGUACACGUGAUAACAAUAGAUACGGCGCUGACAUUGUUCUCUGCGCAGUGGAAUACGACAGGCAGACGUAUACCUGUGCAAGCUCCGUCAGUGCGUAUGUGUGCCACCAUAAUAACGAUGAGGUUGUCACCGCGGGCGGCUGCUCCAGUUCCAGAAAUCAUCUGCAGUCACUGCAGCGGAGUGUGCGACAACAAAGUCAAGGAAUUGGGUAUCCGAAUCCCUCGCCCUGUAGGUCAAGGGCCUAGCAGAUUCAUCCCCGAGGAAGAGAUUCUACAAGCUGGGAUGGAGGAUGCAAAUAUGCACACAGUGUUUGCUGAUGCUUUUGCAGAUAUGGGUCGCCUGGAUAAUAUCACCCUGGUGAUGGUUUUCCACCCGCAGUAUUUAGAAAGCUUUCUGAAAACACAGCAUUACCUGUUGCAGAUGGAUGGCCCUUUACCUGCCUGUUAUCAGCACUACAUAGGGAUUAUGGCCGCGGCCAGGCAUCAGUGUUCUUAUCUUGUUAAUCUACACGUCAAUGACUUUAUUCAGAGUGGAGGAGACCAGAAGUGGUUGAAUGGUCUUGAAAAUGCUCCACUGAAGCUCCGUAAUCUAGGAGAGCUGAACAAGCUGCUGGCACACAGACCUUGGCUGAUCACAAAAGAACACAUUGAGCAACUGCUCAAAACUGGAGAGCAUAGCUGGUCUUUGGCAGAGUUGAUCCACGCAGUCGUUCUUCUUGCUCACUACCACUCAUUGGCCUCCUUCACAUUUGGCUGUGGCAUAAGUCCUGAAAUCCAUAGUAAUGGUGGGCACACUUUCCGUCCCCCAUCUGUCAGUAACUACUGCAUUUGUGAUAUAAGAAAUGGCAACCAUGGAGGGAAUGAGAGUCGCCAGAGAGCAGGAAGCUUGAGCUCUGAUUCUUCUUGUGAAGUUGAAGUUCUGAUGGAGAAAAUGAAACAGCUUCAAGAAUGUAGAGAUGAAGAAGAAGCGAGUCAGGAAGAAAUGGCUACACGCUUUGAAAAGGAGAAGACUGAGAGCAUGCUCACUUUUGCUCCAGAAGAUGAAGAUCCCCCUCCAGUUAAAGAGGUCUCAAAACAUUUUGAAGACACAAGUUAUGGCUACAAAGACUUCUCUCGCCGCGGGAUGCAUGUUCCCACAUUCCGAGUACAGGAUUUCAGCUGGGAAGACCAUGGCUACUCCUUAGUUAAUCGGCUUUAUCCAGACGUUGGGCAGCUACUAGAUGAGAAGUUUCACAUUGCAUAUAACCUUACUUAUAACACCAUGGCAAUGCACAGUGAUGUAGAUACCUCAACACUACGGCGGGCCAUAUGGAACUAUGUGCAUUGUAUGUUUGGAAUAAGGUAUGAUGAUUAUGACUAUGGAGAAAUAAACCAGUUACUGGACCGCAGCUUUAAAGUUUACAUAAAAAAUGUGGUGUGCAGUCCAGAGAAGACAACCAAAAGAAUGUAUGACAGCUUCUGGAGGCAGUUCAAGCAUUCUGAAAAGGUCCAUGUUAAUUUGCUUCUUAUGGAAGCAAGGAUGCAAGCUGAACUCCUUUAUGCUCUGAGAGCAAUCACUUGGUAUAUGACCUGACUUCUGUCUUGAAUGACCCACAGUGAAUGUUCCACAGGGAAAUCUGUCUGGACUGCCGACUUCCCUUGCCUUUUUUGGUAGCUACCUUUUUUCAGAAGUCCAUUGUGCCAUAUUUCCCAUCAUUUCAGCUAGUUGGUUUCCAGUGGGCUGACAGUUGAAUGUUGUGAAAGACAUGUCGCCUUGCAAACCUGCAACUCGUGAACACACACAACACUGCCUGGUUCCGUACCAGACCUGUGUGUUUUUGCAGUGAUGGACUCUUUGGAAGUAUUGUGGAUGGACUGGGAAACAUGUGCUUAGUUUCCCACUAGGACUACAGUGGUGCUGCUCUCCUGGUGACAAGAUGCGGACGUUCCCAUUAAGCUAAAUAAACACAUAUGGAUACUGCUACAACCUGAGCCUUGUUAUAACAUACAGAAAGUGUGCAUUCCCAUACACUUGUGCAUGUCUUCUCACCAUAUACAGCAAUUCUCAAACCUCCAACCAUAACUUGCAGAUUUACAGCUAGAUCACUGGCUGCGUAUAUUGCUGUACAAAAAGCUGUGAGAUAUUACAUUUGAAUUUUGUCUUCCUUUAAAGUGUGUGUGUGUAUAUACAUAUUUCUCUUCACGC
Molecule: messenger RNA, 2232 nt
Organism: Bufo bufo (common toad)
Lineage: Eukaryota; Metazoa; Chordata; Amphibia; Anura; Bufonidae
Gene: SESN1
Product: sestrin 1
Exons: 10
Coding region: 145-1620 (491 amino acids)
Biological process (GO): cellular response to leucine starvation; positive regulation of macroautophagy; negative regulation of TORC1 signaling
Cellular component (GO): nucleus
Molecular function (GO): oxidoreductase activity, acting on peroxide as acceptor; L-leucine binding
Source: RefSeq, a predicted model, not a curated record